AAAUAUGACGUUUUUGAUGGCCCAGAGAAUGAAAAUAUCCUUCAUUACUUUUUGCAUCAUCAUACUCUGUGCAACUGAUUCGUACCAAGCAACUCGAAUGAAAAGGUAUUCAAAUGAUCAAAGAGGUGAAUGGAGUUGGAACCGUGGAGAACAGCUUAUCGAUGACCAACCAGGAAAUGCUGCCAAAACCAAUUGGCCAUCCAGCAAAGGAGAUUCUGGUAACAUCAGAGGUCAACAAGCAUCCAAGACAAACAGAGGAGGUAACUGGAAUGCAGACAAUUGGUCUAACCAAGACACCAAAGGAGGCUCAGAUAUGGGAUGGACUAACCAGCAGCCUCAAGGCAACAACAAAGGCAGUGCUUAUCCAGAUGGGAGUGACGACGGAUCUCCUGGUGAUCUCGAAGUACUUUUGAGGGGUGUUCCUGGCAUGGAUUUCCCAAAUUUUCAAACAAUUCCAGACACAGACUUCGACUGCAGCCAGAUGCCAUCUCAAGGUUAUUAUGGAGAUGUUGACGCUGGUUGUCAGGUAUUUCAUAUUUGCCAACCAGGAAACAGAAAAGAUUCCUUUUUAUGCCCACUCGGGACAAUAUUCAACCAGAAAUACCUUGUUUGCGACUGGUGGUUCAAUGUCAACUGUUCCGAAACUCAGUCUCUUUACGAACUAAACAAAGAUAUUUACAAAGAUACAGCAUUAGUAACUGAUAAACCCACGACAACAACAGAAAAGAUGCUUCCCUGGUCUGCCCAAGAUCUUGACGGGAAACGUCCCGGUAAAAGUUGGAACAACCAAGGACCACCAGGAAAACCAAAUGCUGUCAGUAUGGACAUUCCAAGCAAAAGAGGUGGAAAAUCAUAUUCGGGUAACGCCGCAAAAUCGUGGAGUCAAACAGAUGUUCAGCAAAAAGAAGUAACAUUUUCCUGGAGUACAUCUAAAAACUAUGGUAGCUCUUCAUUUUCCGCAGGUGCUUCAAAUCCAACACCUAAGCCUAUUUGGUAUGGUAUAGAUGGCAAACCAGCUAAAGACCAAAGUGAGCCACCCCGCAAACAUAAUGGCCUGGUGCAGAGUAAUGCUCCAUUCGGGACAAGAAUGAAAGCUAGUCCAUCCAUGCCUACAGCUGGUACUUGGAAACCUUCAACAGACCAAACCACAACAACACCCAGCUGGAGAAACAGCCAAUCAACAACAGCAAGUUCUCAUGGAUGGUUAAACCAUCCUGAAACUUCCAUUGUUCCAUCCGGAGUGGAUGGAGUUUGGGAACAGGGAACAACUGGAUCACUGGAACAGAAUGCUGGAACUUAUUUCGAUAGCGAGAGGGAUAAUUCUUUAAAUUCCAUACCUGUUGGAACUUCACAAAAUCAUAAGAGACAGGCUCUGGUAGAUAUCAGCAAUCCCGAAAUUCAUACGACACCAAUUGAAACCAAAAGUUCUUUUCUGGGAUCAACCACUGCAACAAGCUUGGGAGAUUGGGUGAACUUGCCCGAAACAUCUAUUGUUCCAAGUGACGUCAAAGGAGUUUGGGAACAAGAAACAGUUAAAGAACCCGACUAUAGUAUGUCACCGUCGGUUAUAGGUGCCAGAGGAAUCGUCAUCAAAGCUUCUGGAUCCAGGCCAAGAGAAAGCCGAUUCCAGUCUUCAACGACAAGGAACAGAGUUUGGAGGCAAAGGCCAUCCACACGAAAAGAAAACAGAUCCAUGGAUCCAUCAAUAUCCCCAGAGAAAAAGUGGGGUAAAAGAAGAACCUCGAAAUCGAAGCAAACCGCUCGCAAAAAUAUUGCUACUAGAACCAACUCUGUUGCAAAAAAUCAAUACUGGUAGUACAGAGUAUGCUAAGAAUUCAACAACAUGUCACUUUACCUUGGAUUGAUAAAUGACUAUGUACAACAUAAAAAAUGUCCCUUAGAUGAAGGUAUAUGUUUGUAGUACAUUCACUGCCGAAAAUAAGGAAAUCUGUAAUUAUUUUUUGUUUACCACGAACAAAUUUUUCGAAAUAAUGACAUUCUACUUGGCGACAUUGGGAUAUUUAACAUCAUUUAAUAACAGCCUUAAAAACAAAGGACGCUCUCGUUGUCGAUGGAGAUAUCGCCAACUUGGUAAUCUUGGAGAUAUUUUUGGCAACAAAUGACUUCUUUAAGCUCAAAAUGCACAAGUCUUGAGAAUUGAAAAGGCAUAAGGAUGUGAAAUAUCAGAGAAUUCACAAGAAGCUUUUCGUUCCUCCAAACAAAUCGGUAGUUGAUGGACCAUUUGUAUUGGUUUUCAUAUGUGAAUCUAACACAUUUUGUUAAUACAGAAUUAUAUAGUUCCAUCUUAAGUACAGAAGAAAAAAAAACGUUACGUAGUUUUAUUAAAGAGUAUUUCAGUUUAACCAUCGGUGCAAUAUAAUUUAACUGUCAUCUAUCAAGCCUAUUCAUUCAUUAUAUAUCUAAUCGAAAUUCGCUUUGAAUCUCUUAAUUCUUCCAUUUGAGCCAUUUUCAUUUAUUUUAUCGUAAUAGAUAUCACGCACAAGUUUUCAUAUUGAGUCUAUUUUUCUUCUUUUGCAUUAUACAUGAAUUAAAGAAGAAAUAUCAAUAAUAAGGCAUAAUUGCUUAGAAAUUAAUCCUCCGCCAGUAAGAAUAUAAAAGUUAUUUAACACUUCAUUUUACUUAUUUUAAAUGUCAUUUUGCGCAAUUGUUUAUUUUUGUUUUUUAAAUCUGUAGCAGAGGAUUGAUGAUGGCUAUUAUUUUUACUCUGAUAUCUGGUGGAGGUAUUUAGGGGUUUUGUAGAUGGUUUUAUUCCUAGAUACUAGAUUUUGAGAUUUGUACAAUUGAUUAUAUGCGGGUAUUUAUUUAUUUGUAGUGUUUUUUAGUUGUUUAUAAUAAAGUUUUUUUUA
Parasteatoda tepidariorum (common house spider) is the source of this 2867-nucleotide messenger RNA. RefSeq lists its product as uncharacterized. Gene Ontology annotation, molecular function: chitin binding. Lineage: Eukaryota; Metazoa; Arthropoda; Arachnida; Araneae; Theridiidae. The record is from RefSeq and is a predicted model, not a curated record. Gene Ontology annotation, cellular component: extracellular region.